AUGAUAUUUGCUCAAUUUUGUAAUCUACCAUCAGAUGGAGCUAUUGUUGUUGCACGAGAACAAUCACAAGGACAAGGACGUGGAAAUAAUCAAUGGACAUCACCCUUAGGUUGUGCUUUGUUCAAUAUUGAUUUUGACAUUGAUCUAAAGUCAUUAUUAGGACAACGUUUAUCUCUAUUACAACUUUUAGCUAGUGUUGCUGUUUUACAAGCAAUUGAAAGAACACCAGAGUACAAAAUACUCAAUGUUCAAAUCAAAUGGCCUAAUGAUAUAUUUAUUGGAAAUGAUUUUACUAAAUUAGGUGGUAUUUUAGCAACAUCAUCAAUUAAUGGGAAUUAUGCAUCAAUUAGUCUUGGUAUUGGUGUUAAUAUAUUUAAUUCUCAACCAUCUAUUUGUUUGAAUGAUGUUAUUGAUCAACAUAAAUCAACUUCGAACUUAGCUCAUUUUACAAUUGAAGAAUUUAUUGGUCGUACAGUUAGUUAUUUUCAAAAAUGGGUUUCACAAUUAUCUCAAUCAAAUAUUUCUCAAGCUACAAUUGCUAUAAAUAAUUUCUAUCAAUUUUAUGAAUCCCAUUGGAUGCAUCAAAAUAAAGAAGUUUUUGUUGAUAAAUGGCAAGAAAAAGUAAUCAUCGUUGGCAUUGAUGAAUAUGGUUUUUUAAAAGUUCGAAAAUUAUCUGAUAAUAAAAUUGUAACAUUACAUACAGAUGCACAUAGUUUUGAUGUACGUGAAAGUAUUAUUCGUGAAAAAGCUAUGUGA
Messenger RNA from Rotaria sordida, 756 nucleotides. The record is from the annotation of a GenBank genome assembly. Lineage: Eukaryota; Metazoa; Rotifera; Eurotatoria; Philodinida; Philodinidae.